GGUCUAAAAGAAUUUAUAGCUGUGUCAGAGGCAGAGGCUGCAGGUAUGGUAUUCUUUUCAUCAUGUAUUUAUUAAAUGUUUUUCAAAAAGAAAAUUGUGCUCAAUAUCUGAAUAUACUGUAGCACCUCUGCUUUGAAAAACAAGUGAUUUGAGCCUGGUAAUUAUUCUGCUAGAUGCAAGGUACAGAGAUACAUUGUUGGCACGUCUCAAAACAAUUGAGGAAAAUCAGCGGCUGAUGGUAAACCUACUACAAUCUGUAGCUGCUUCCGUAGGGUCAGGAGGGGAGGAUGCGGAUGAUGUUUUGCCAGCCCCAGUAUGCAGUUUAGAGGAGCUGGAUGACUUGUGCACUAAGUUAACUGAUGAAACAUUCAAAAUGAAAUUGACACUGUAUUUGUCAUCAUUAGGAGGGCAUAGCCUUGGAGACACAGUUCGUAGGAUUAUCAAAAAGCUUGGAAGCAAUAGUGUGUGGUCCUCAUAUAGUCUAAAGGGAAGGAAAGGAAAGUUAGCAUUUACUGAUCUUCCUAUCUGCAAAGUUGUCAUCAGAGCAUGCUUAAGAAACUACAGAAAGGCAAAAUUAUCCGAAGUAGAAGGUGAAAUUAGUGAAGCCCUGAAGCAUGCCCCUAAAAGAAAAGGUGGCCUAAAGUACAAGGAUCCUGAGUCUAAAAGACCCAAUUAUUUAAUAGCACAAGAAUCAUCCGAUUCAGAAAACUAGGCGCAGAUUAAAUCAAGACAGAGUGCAAGGUUCAGUGGCCCAGGAAGGUCAUACAGUAUGAGGCCCUCCACACACACACUCCUGCCAUCAUACUUCCCACUCUCAAUACCACAUAACCAUCAUUUACCACCUGCUACUACUUAAUGUAGUAAUUGCUGAUAUGCAAGCAAGUCAGUACCAAGUCUACCUCGCCCCAAAGAACCCUCUUGUGCAAGAUAAAAUUCAUGAUCUUAUAAUUCAUAAUGUAAGUUUUUAUUACUUAAAUGCUACCAGGAGAGAUCAAGUAGAGUAUAUGUAUAGCUCAUGAAAUAUGAAUUAUUUUUUUCUACAAUACUAUAUUUAUGCCUAACCCUUUUUUUUCUACCUCAAAAAUAUUAUUGCUCAUGGAAUAUCCUAUAUUUGCUUUUAUAUGCUGUAUACUCUUCCAGGAAUAUUCUUUUGGUUCAAAUAUAUCUGUAUGCAUAUUAUCUGUGCCCUUUCUUCAGUUUACAUUUUUUCUUUACACUUAUCAGUGCCUCUGGAAUCUAAAUAUUUUGUUAUAUGCCAAUUUAUGGCCUAUUUGGAAAGUGCUGUUUUUGCUUUUUAUAUGGUAUGCUCUUCAUGGAUUUUUUUUUAUUUGCAUCAAUGUUCAUGUAUUGUAAUAUUUAUGCCAUCGAAUUUAAUUUUUUUUAACCAGUAUCUUUGAAAAUGGGAUGUACUAUUUCCUCAUUGUAUUUUAUACCAAUCUAUUGAUUAUUUGGAAUAUGCUAUUUUUGUUAAUAUGUAUUUUAUACUCUUCAUGGAAUUUUUUUCAGCUAUAUUUAUUGUUGUGUACUAUUUAUGGCCUUGAAUUAUUAUUUUUCUUAAAACACAUCACUGACUAUGGCAUGUACUAUAUUGUAUUUACUAAUAUCUGGCCUACUUGCUAUUUUUGAAUUUAUAUUUUGUACUUUUUUUUUCAUCUACGGCUGUGUACUAUUUAUGCCCUUGA
Molecule: messenger RNA, 1682 nt
Organism: Macrobrachium nipponense
Lineage: Eukaryota; Metazoa; Arthropoda; Malacostraca; Decapoda; Palaemonidae
Exons: 4
Coding region: 236-712 (158 amino acids)
Source: RefSeq, a predicted model, not a curated record